GCGGGCAGGCGGGGUGAGCCGGUUUAGGACCCGUUGCUGUGGACAGAGAGACGGGGACGUGAGCGGCCAUUGAGGGCGCCCAGGGUGCCAGUGAGCCCCCUCCCUCAACCCAUCUGCUCGGUUUGCGGGCUGAGCUAUGAGGGGCUGAGCUUCGAUGGAGGACCACAUGAUGGGGCACAACAUGGAGAAGCGUUAUGAGUGCGACGUGUGUGGCAAGGCCUGGCAGGUCCCGAGCCGGCUGGAGACCCACCGGCGGGUGCACACGGGAGAACGCCCCUUCAACUGCUCGGAGUGCGGCAAGAGCUUCACCUGCUACGGCAACCUGCUGCGGCACAACCUCGUGCACUCCGACGAGCGGCCCUUCACCUGCUCCGAUUGCGGCAAUGGCUUCAAGACGGCGAAUCAGCUGAAGAUGCACCUGCGGGUGCACACGGGCGAGAAGCCCUAUGGCUGUUCCACCUGCAACAAGAGCUUUGCCCGGUUGUCGGGGCUAUGGCAGCACCGGCGGGUGCACAGCAGUGAGCGGCCCUUCACCUGCUCCGACUGCGGCAAAGGCUUCAAGUUGUCCACGGAUCUGAAGAUCCACAGGCGCCUGCACACCGGAGAGCGGCCCUGCACCUGCAACGACUGCGGCAAGAGCUUCAUCUGCUCCAGCAGCCUGUUGGAACACCAGCACAUCCACACCGGAGAGCGUCCCUUCAUCUGCGCCCAGUGCGGCAAGGGCUUCACCCACUCCAGCAACCUGCUGGUGCACCAGCGCACACACACCGACGAGCGAUCCCACACAUGCGCCCAGUGCGGCAAGGGCUUCACCCGCUCCACCAGGCUGCUGGAGCACCAGCGCACCCACACCGGCGAGCGUCCCUACACCUGUGCCCAGUGCGGCAAGGGUUUCACCUGCUAUACCGGGCUGAUGUCCCACCAGCGCACGCACACCGGCGAGCGACCCUUCACCUGUGGCGACUGCGGCAAGGGCUUCACCCAGUCCCACAGCCUGCUGGUGCACCAACGCACCCACACCGGCGAGAAGCGUUAUGAGUGCGACGUGUGUGGCAAGGCCUGGCAGAGCCCGAGCCGGCUGGAGAUCCACCGGCGGGUGCACACGGGAGAACGCCCCUUCACCUGCUGGGAGUGCGGAAAGAGUUUCACCCAGUCAUUCACCCUGCGAAUGCACCAGCGCACCCACACCGGGGAGCGCCCCUACACCUGCGCCCAGUGCGGCAAGGGCUUCACCCGCUCCAGUCACCUGCUGGAGCACCAGUGCACCCACACCGGCGAGCGGCCCUACACCUGCAUCCAGUGCGGCAAGAACUUCACCAGCUCCACCAGGCUGCUGGUGCACCAGCGCAUCCACACUGGCGAUCGGCCCUUCACCUGUAUCCAGUGCGGCAAAAGCUUCACCCGCUCUAGCGAUCUGCAGGUGCAUCAGCGCACCCACACUGGCGAGCGGCCCUACACCUGCAGCGACUGCGGCAAGGGCUUCAGCCACUCCGGUUACCUGCUGUCCCACCAGCGCACCCACACUGGCAAGCGCCCCUACACGUGCGCCCAGUGUGGCAAGGGCUUCAGACAGUCCAGUCACCUGCUGUCCCACCAGCGCACCCACACUGGCGAGCGGCCCUACACCUGCAGCGACUGUGGCAAAGGCUUCUCCCGCUCCUACAACCUGCUGAAACACCAGCGCACCCACACUGGCGAUCGCCCCUACACCUGCAGCUACUGCGGCAAGGGCUUCACCCGCUCCGACAACCUGCUGAAGCACCAGCGCACCCACACCGGUGAGCGCCCCUACACCUGCAGUGACUGCGGCAAGGGCUUCACCCGCUCCGACAACCUGCUGAAGCACCAGCGCACCCACACCAGCCAGAGCCCCUUCACCUGCGCCCAGUGCGGCAAGGGCUACACCACCUCUACGAAUCUGCUGUCCCACCAGCGGGUGCACACUGGCGACCGCCCCUUCCCCAGCCCAGUGUGUGGAGAGCGCUUUGCCAUGGCCUCCCACGCUAUGUCUCACCAGCGCGUGCACAGCAGUGGGCAGCCCUACGAUUGCCCGUAUUGCGGUGAGGAGUUUGACAGCUUGCGGGGGUUGCGGCAGCACCGGCGGACCCACGUCGGCGAGCAGCUGUGCCCACAACGACAAGAACGCACGGGGGCUGCGGAAGCACCAGCACCGGAGAGAGACCCCUGGUGUGUGCUGAGUGAGGCAAGGGUUUCACCUGCCCCUCCAGCCUGCUGACACUGCCACGUGGAUAGAUAGGCAUUGUUUAGGUAAACACAAAAUGCUGGAAGUAAUGGGUAACGCUUCAGGGUUGUUUCUUCAGUCACCCAUUCCUUAUCUCCAGAGAUGCUGCUUGAGUUACUCCAGCAUUUUGUGUCCUUUUUUAUAAACCAGCAUCUGCAGU
This is a messenger RNA of Amblyraja radiata (thorny skate), 2402 nucleotides long. RefSeq names its product zinc finger protein 883-like. The record is from RefSeq and is a predicted model, not a curated record. The transcript is spliced from 4 exons. Gene Ontology annotation, biological process: regulation of transcription by RNA polymerase II. The coding region runs from base 155 to 2236 and encodes 693 amino acids. Gene Ontology annotation, molecular function: RNA polymerase II cis-regulatory region sequence-specific DNA binding; DNA-binding transcription factor activity, RNA polymerase II-specific. NCBI's taxonomy places the organism in Eukaryota, Metazoa, Chordata, Chondrichthyes, Rajiformes, Rajidae.